AACACGCUUACAGCUCAAAUUUGCGCCAUACAACGACAUUAAAGCUGUCUAGGAAGGGCCUGAGCGCCCGGUAGCUUUGCACUCAAUCCUUUGCUCGCUCUUUCCUAGCUCGGGCCGCAUCAUGGCGCUACGCGCGUUGGGCCGUCAGCUGCGUAGCCUGAACCUGCUGCCAGCUGUGCAGCCAGCUCGCUUCUUCGGCGCGGGAGCCCACCACGAUGACGAGCAUGAGGAGGAGGAGCACGGCCCCGCUCAGACGCCCACGGUCUUCGAUAAGCUGGUGGAGGUGACCGUGGUCGACAUGAACGGCAUUCGCCACAGGGUCCGCGGCCUGCAGGGCCAGAGCCUGGCGCAGGCGCUGGUCGAGUAUGGCUUCCCGGACACCUAUUUCUUCCCCAACAUGGGCUUCUACACGCAACACAUUGUGGAUGCGCAUGUGUUCGUGCCCAAGGAGUUCUGGGGCAAGGUGCAGAACGUGGACCCGGAGAGCGACGACGGCCUCGCGGUGAAGCGCAUGUUCCGCGACAUCGUGCAGGAUUACCAGCGCGACACCUCGUUCUUCGCCUCCUACAUCACGCUGGGGGCAGAGCACAACGGUAUGACCGUGGGCAUCGGCCCUAUUAAGCCCUGGAUUCUGCACUCGGAGUGGGCGUUCGCCGGCGUGCACGACAGCAGGAACAAGCAGUUUGACAAGCCCACUGUGGAGAUUUGGGGGUGAGGAGAGGCAGCAAGCAACGGUUUGUUGGAGAGGGUAGAUAGGCAGUAGGGACAGCGACGCGCUGGGAGCAGGGGGGACGUAGGUAGGCACGCGGACAGUGCGGAGUCGGGGAGGUUGAGGGUGCGCGGCACGGCCGCCGGCUUGGCCAUGGCCGUGCGGGAGCUUAUCUUGUGUAGCUUAUGACGUUCUUGUGCAACUAUAGUGACUGUUAUCACCGUCUUAUGAUGGAUUGAGCGUUUGCUCAGAGGCUGGGCAGAGGCUUCCAGCGACAGUAAGGUUUACGGCACUGUUGGGCACGGGCACGUCGGGCCAACCCGCCCAUUUUACAUGGAUGAACGUACUUGCUGUGGACACGUGGCAUUGACUCUAAUGUGGCGUUCAUGUGAUGAAAUGCCGCUAUCAUUUAUCAGGGGUGGGCGCCCAUGCUGAGUAGCGCGGCAAAGGAGCUGGCUUUCCUGUAAGGAGCGUUGGGCGCUGGUUUGAGCCCUCCAUUUGGUUGACCCUUGCGAGUGUGGGACGUUACGACGUAAGCCAGGGUGUGUGUGCACGGCGACAGUGGGUGAGCGCCGUUAGGGCCGGUGGCGGCGUCAGGACCAGCGUGUAGGGUUCAGCACCUCAGUCACCUGCAGCGCGGGCGCGCAGCAGGAUGCGCGAGAGUGGGACGUAGUAGAAGGCCUGUAGGGCGGUACAGGGGCCGGGAGUCGAUGUGUGUGAGCGCCGGGGGGAUGGGGUGCGGGCAGCAGAGUUCAGAUCGUAAUGCCGCCAGCGGCUCGGGAUGUCG
Messenger RNA from Chlamydomonas reinhardtii, 1496 nucleotides. RefSeq lists its product as uncharacterized. The transcript has a single exon. The record is from RefSeq and is a predicted model, not a curated record. NCBI's taxonomy places the organism in Eukaryota, Viridiplantae, Chlorophyta, Chlorophyceae, Chlamydomonadales, Chlamydomonadaceae. Bases 122 to 715 code for a protein of 197 amino acids.